Molecule: messenger RNA, 7128 nt
Organism: Myxocyprinus asiaticus (Chinese sucker)
Lineage: Eukaryota; Metazoa; Chordata; Actinopteri; Cypriniformes; Catostomidae
Product: SH2 domain-containing protein 3C-like
Exons: 12
Coding region: 58-2907 (949 amino acids)
Biological process (GO): small GTPase-mediated signal transduction; positive regulation of peptidyl-serine phosphorylation
Molecular function (GO): phosphotyrosine residue binding; guanyl-nucleotide exchange factor activity
Source: RefSeq, a predicted model, not a curated record
UCUAAAAGAGCAUCAACUUUUUGCAGCGGAAGUACACACUUGUAUCGACACACACACAUGCAAACACACCUUAAAGAGACUGCCGUGGUAAAACUGUCGAUCUGCAUUCUGGAAAAGACCAUCCACAUCCUGUCGGACAGAGUCAGGACCAUGAUCAAACGCAAACUGAGCAUUAAGUGGUUUGGUAGUCUCACCAACCUCAGACGAAAAUCAGAUGCCCAAAAGGACGAAGGACCUUCUGACAUGCUGUCAGUUAAAGAGAUAUCGACUGACGACAUGGGCAUGCAUCCACGGAGCCCAAGCUAUGCCAGCUCCAGUGAAAUGUACACCCACAUGGGCACUAUGCCACGUCACAAGAAGAAGGACAGAAGUUUAAAGAAGAACAAGUCCAAGGACAAGACCAAUCUGGGUCGGAGCCAGAGCUUGAGACCUUCACAGGACUAUGUAGUUGAUUCACCUCUUCUAAGUGUGCUUUCUGGGAAGGGCUUGGAAGCCUUGGAAAAGCCCAUCAUGGAGGACAAGCCAGCUAUGCAGACAAGAGACAUUCAGAAUCGUGAUCUUCCUCCUCCACCAACUCUGGAUGGAUGCACAACAGAGCAAGGAACUGCAGAUAAGGAGCCUGUACUUGACUCUAUGCUACAUGUUAAUCAGCCAGCUCCAUGUGUACAAUCUUCAGAUGUUUUGCCACCAAAUCUAAGUCUGACCAAAGGGUCAAAGGUUCAGCCAGUGCUGCCCAUGAAGAGACACAAAGGAGACACUUCCAUGAAAGGUGCUGAGGAGCUCCAUUCGGACAGUAACUUGAUUAAUUUGCCUCUAAAGAUUGGCAGUUACGCAGAGCAGAAGAAAGAGCAAGAGGCUAAUAUGGGAUCAGGCUGUAAGCAAGACAAUAAAGAGGAGAAGGAACCCAACAGAAAGUUGGACACCACAGACAGCCAAGGAGAAUAUGUUGAGUUCUCCAAGGAGAAGUAUCUGCUGGAAUCGCCCCCAGAGAAACUCAGGAAAGAGCUGGAGGAGGAACUCAAGCUCAGUAGCAGUGACAUGAGGAGCCAUGGCUGGUACCAUGGCCAUAUCCCAAGAGAGGUCUCAGAAAAUUUGGUCCAACGUAGCGGCGACUUCCUCGUCCGGGACUCCCUGUCCACUGUGGGCGACUAUGUCUUGACAUGUCGCUGGCAGCAGGAAGUGAUUCACUGUCGGAUCAGUAAAGUCCUGGUGAAGAGCGGGCAAAGUAAAAUCCAGUACAUGCUAGAGCAUGAGAGCUUUGACUCUGUGCCCACGCUGGUCAGGCACCACGCUGGCACAGGUCGAGCCGUGUGCCCACGUACCGGCGUACAGCUACUGUGUCCGGUCAACCGAACUCUGCCGCUGAGAUACCUGGAGGCGACGUUUGCAUUAGCAGGUGGAAGACCAGGAUCCGCACAUUCACCAUCAAUCCAGAGGGGGGCCCACAUCAAGAGACGGAGCGUAACUAUGACGGAUGGACUCACAACUGAAAAGAUCAUUCCUCACAGCCCUUCUACUGUGCACCAUAAGGAUGCAAUGAGGAACUGUGCCAUGAGCAUGGAUCAGAUCCAAGAGUACCGCUGCCCUCUGUCCCCAGUGGGGGAGAGCCCCCUGUCCCCUGCCUGUAGCUCCAUCUCCCGCCACAGACAUGGCUCUGGUGGUCGUGUCCUCGCCGUAAUCCCACCCUCCCCUGUUUUGCGGCGCUCUAGCGAUCCCCAUCUCUCGCCCUCUUCCUCCAAUAACAACCUUCCCUGCUCGGACAUGCCCCUUUGCACCCACUCCACGCCUGCCCACGGUUACCCCUCGGAGAGUUCAGAACCCGGGGGCAGCUACUGUGAGCUGAGACCCGGACAAACCCCCCCACCGCCCUGCAAGAGCUACGUGGAGAGGUUGAGGGUGGAGGAGGGCCAAAGCCAGGGCUCUGGAGCUCAGGACGGGCUGGAGGGAUACAUGCUGCCCCUGGUGGAGACCAGCUCCUCUUUCAAACCUGGGAAAUACCAGUCGACUUUUCUGCCAGCUGAGAAUAAACCACUAGAGAUGAGCGUAUUGAAGCGAGUGAAGGAGCUGCUGGCGGAGGUGGAUCCCAAGACAGCUGCCAAACACAUCACCAAGGCAGACUGCAUGGUUGCUAGGAUACUGGGCGUUACCAAGGAGAUGCAGAGGAUGAUGGGAGUGAGCUCGGGGCUGGAGUUGCUGACUCUUCCGCAUGGACACCAGCUGAGGCUGGAUCUGCUGGAGAGGUUUUACACCAUGUCUAUAAUGAUGGCGGUGGAUUUGCUGGGCUGUACGGGGAGCACAGAUGAGAGAGCCGCCCUCCUGCAUAAAACCAUCCAACUAGCUGCUGAACUCAAGAGCAAUAUGGGCAACAUGUACGGAUUUGCAGCGGUCAUGAGAGCCCUGGAGCUACCACAGAUCUCACGGCUGGAGCAGACAUGGAUAACGUUGCGACAGAGACACACAGAAGGGGCCAUCCUCUAUGAGAAGAAACUCAAGCCAUUCCUGAAAGCCAUGAAUGAUGGCAAAGAGACCUGUGUACUGUCCAACACGUCCUUCCCGCACGUGGUGCCGGUGUUGUCUUUGCUGGAGCGCGGUGUGGCGGCAGGGGAGGCGCUGGAGUCCUGGGAGAGUGUGGAGUCUGGGGUGGAUGUGGUCAUGAGUCACCUGGAAGCAGCACGCACCAUUGCUCACCACGGAGGAUUGUAUUGCACCAACGCUGAGAGCAAAUUAAACGAUUUCCAGGAGCGUAAGGAGGUGCUGGAAAUCUUUUGUACAGAGUUUCAGAUGAGGCUAUUAUGGGGCAGUCGAGGUUCGGAAGGCGGCCAGUCCGAACGCUAUGAGAAGUUUGACAAGGUCCUCACCGCUCUUUCACACAAGUUAGAACCUGCCGUACGACACAGUGAAUUAUAGCACCCACCCUGAUCACCCCGCGCCCACAAAUGGUAUGAUCCCUCCCCACUCUGUCACUUCCACGCCCGGACCGGACUAUUAUGUUUUUGUGGGGUAGACGUACAGCAGAAAUGGAGAAUAAGACAAUGACGGAAUGAUUCACUCUGCAAAAAAGGCACAAAAGGGGACAGGCUUUACAUGAGCAUGAUAGUGCCCCUUAAAGAACACAGAUGUGAACUGCAGCAAUGGAAUGAAAUGCACAUCUAAAGCCAAAAUCUCGUCUUCAGUGGUUGGACAGAGAAUCGACAUAUUGUGAUGAAGGGUUUAAGAACUUCUUUUUCAAAAACAGAGAAUGUGAUAAAAUGCAAGUUAUUUUCUGUGAACCAACGAUUUUGUCGCCAUCAGCUUUAUGUCGACGAUGAGAGCAAAGACAUCUCCCAUACAUGUUGUUUGCGCAGAGAGGAAACUGCACGAUUUACUGCUGGAAUUGACUGAACACACACUCACUUGUCAAAUGUCUGAAUGUAUGUUGCCAAAUCAUGAAUUUAAACAGAUACCUGCUGGAUUUUGAUGCUGUUAUGGCUUUAUCAGUAGACAGCUACUGUGAGGAAUUGUUUCUUUAUUUUUUUAUGAGUGUCUUACAGACGUUCACAUUCACACACUCUGCAGGUUUUUCAGCAUCACUCCUCUGAGCGCUUUGGUGAUGUUUUCUUUUUCUGUAUUUCUGUUGCUCUGUUGUAGAUUAUUAUUUUAAUUUUUUUUAAAGACCCCAUGAAAUCGAAUUGGAGUCUAAAAUGGAUGUCUAUUAGCUUUGAGACUAAUUAUCUCCUAAAAGUUGACUAAAUUAACUUUUGGCAAAUACAUGUCAAAUUACAGUCUUUCUGUUUCGGGAAAAAAGACUUAAAAUGUUAGGGAUGUCACGAAACAGUACUGGUAUCGGAAUUGGGUCCGAUACCGCGCUCAUGUACUUCUACUCGUGGUCGUAAAAAUGCUCCGAUACAAAAAAAAACGAUACCAUUUGACAUACAAAUGUCAUUACGUCAACAUUCAGCGUACAAAUUAAAAUCACGUUAUGUCCUAGUGUGAUUAUUAACCACAAAAGUCUGUGAUUUAAUGAGAUAAAUAUACAGUAUAGUUAAAUGUGAGCUCUUGUGAGUAUGUGGAGCCAGUGCUGUGCUGAUGCCGGCUGCUUGUACAUGCUCAUACACCGAAAAAAACACCAUCAUGAGCAUCACAUGCUCUGUUUGUAGCAGAUGACAGCGAGCAGAGCACUAAUUCACUUUGUAGCAUGAGGCACAUACAGACAUAUUUAUACAUAUUUAUUUCAUUAAAAAGCAACGUUUUGCAGUUUAAUAAUCACAUUGGGUCACAUAGCAACCUGCUUUUCCAGAAGUGAGAAGCUACCACCAAAAUAAAAGCUAAAUUUAAAUGGAAAAAAAUUAGACAGAAAUAUAUUACUACCGAAUAGUUAUGUAAUAUUCACUAUAAUAAUAAUAAUAAUAAUAAUAAAUCUAUGGUAAUUUUAUUAUUUAAGCAAUAUCUAACAUCUGUUAUGCUCUGUCGUGCAGCACUUUAUUUUACAAAAAUAAACUCCAGUGUUGUAUUUUGAAUUGUGCUGUGAGGUUCUGUAUAAAAUCAGUUAAUUUGAUUAAAAAAUAUAUAUGUAUUACAAUAUUAUGUUGAAAUUUAAUUGAAAAAACAAAAACAGGUAUCGUAUCGGUGUAAACUAAAAAGGAAGUAUCGGUACUCAUACUUGUUCUUAAAAAAAUUGUAUUGGGACAUCCCUAAAAAGUAUUGAUGACUCACCUGAUUUGCCAGAGCACGGUCUCAACAAUGAGAAUGUCCCCUCCCCUUAAAUUAUAAAUACCACUUGCUAUCAAAUCAAAAUAGCAAAUAGCGAAUCAUGGUUCAUGGCUGUGACGGAAACUAAAGGGUAUUUGGAUAUUUAAAAUUAAGGACAAGCCCUUCAAUAUGUCCUUCCCAACUUCCUGUUUCAAUAGAAAGUAGGUCAAUACAGAAAAGAAAACUACUUGUCAAACCAUUUCAUGGAGUCUUUAAUAUCUUUCAUCAUAGAGCAUGCUAGUCAAUAUGGCUUUGAGUUUCUAGCAGUUUUUUAGACACAUAUUCUCAAUGAGAUGAGAUCACAAUGAAUGUCAGUUUGUAUGAAAUUAUUCAAGAGCCCAUGUAGACAAACUUUAUGGAGCAUUUUCUUAUCUGUGCCCUAUUCUCGAACAAAGAUACUCUGGGUUAAAGAUUUUCAAUGAACAGUCAACAUAAGCAAUCUAACGUAGUCAUGCGCCAGGUUUAGUCCAUGUUUCGAUCAUGCAUGGCAAGUUAGUAAAGACAUUUGCUCUUUAAAGGAAUGUUCCAGGUUCAGUUCAACUGCAUUUGUGGCAUAAUGUUGAUUUCCACAUUUCCACAAAAAAAGCAAAAAUUGCGAUUACAGUAAGACUCUCAAAAUGGAAGUAAAUGGGGCCAGUCCAUAAACGCUAAAAUACAUAACAUUUCAAAAGUAUAGCCACAAAAUGUAAACGUUAUAUGUGUUAACAUGAAAUAAAUGUGAUAAAAUAGCUUACUUAUCUAUGUAAAGUUAUAUCCAAUAUUAUAACUUCAUUGUCAUGACAACAAAACCCUGUUAUCCCGGUGUUGGAAAUAACGUCACACAGAUCAGGUCAGUAAGUGAUUUUAUCACACUAAAAUAAUGUUAAUGCGGAUAAUGUUUACGUAUUGUGGCUAUACUUUUGAAACUGUAUUUAUUUUAGCAUUUAUGGACUGGCCCCAUUUACUUCCAUUGUAAGUGCCUUACUGUAACCACAUAUAUAUAACAUUUUACCACAAAUGCUGUUUAUUGAGCUUAACUUAUAUUGAACCUGGAACAUUCCUUUAAUUUGCUUUUAUUUUUUUAAAGAACUAAACAUUCUUAAAAAUGUUACGGCAAUAAUUUAUAUCACAACCUACUACAUGGAGGAUGUUUACGAGGAAAGCAUCACUAUUGCUAUUGCUCAAACUUAGGUUUAGGGGGUUUUCAAAACCUCACUGAAAUUACGGUUUCCACUUUGACGGAUGAUGACAUGAUCUAAAAAAUAACAUGGACUUUAUCGCCUUAGGCAUAUCUAGGGACCUGAACUUCAUAGAGACUUGUGGGUGGGCUUUUUUAACUUGAGCCAGUAUGUAACCACCUAGCAAUACAAUAACAACCAAUCAGAACACCACAGCAACCACAUAGCAACACCCUGGCAAUUACCCACAAAACCCUUUAAUAGUGGUGUAGACAUUUGCACUGGCAAGCACCACUCAUUUUCUUCAGAAAAUUUACAAAUGUCAUUCAAACUAAUAUUUGAACAACAAAAAAAAAAAUGUAAGGGGUUGAAAAAAGUUCAGCUAGCAGCAAAUUAUGGCCAGGGACAGGGCCAGAAUGCCCUGGAGAUGGUGCGAAAUGGCUUAACCCAACCGUGUCUGGGAGGACACAGCGUUCCGCCUCAGUAGUAAAAUACGCCCCCUCAGACAAACUUACUGGAUGCCACUCUUUCCACCCCUUUGCCAACCCUGGCAAAAAAUCCUGGACACGCCCCUGAUCAUGGCCAAAUUCAUUAACUUGUACUUGUAUUCACAGAUGCCCUUAUUGGAGUCCAGUACUGUUUUCAUGUUCUGGUAGAUUUAGCCAAACAAAACCCAAAGUCAUAUAUAUAUACCUCUGUAAGCAAUGUACAUUUUCUACCCUAAUUUCUAGGGUAACAACACUUACCCAUUAAGAGUAAAAGUUCUAAUGUUGCAUAUCCCAUACAGGCUGCUACACACCAAGUCUAUCAAUGUGUAUUUCCAGGGAACUUUCCGGAGGUGUUUUUCAGGUAUCUUAAUAAAGGCACAUCUGAAAGUAGAUGGUGCUGUCAUGUAUAGAAUAGCAUUAUGGGAUGAACAGUGCAUCAUAUGCAAUUCCACUUUUAGCCAGCAAAAGGCUCUGUUUAGUAAGCUUACAAAAACAAUAAAUGGACCUUUUAAAACUUUUUUUAAUAAGGCCUACUGGUCUAAGGCUUGUAACCUGUGUUUGGUUUCUCUAUUGAAAAGUUUCUGUAAAGGUAAACGUGUGACUAUUUCGUUUUGUAAAUAGUUACCCUUCAAUGGACGACGAUGAAGAAAGUGGACGAGGUCAUGUGACUGCAUCCUUUUAUUAUGUGCUGUACAUACUGGUAUGUCCUCUGUUUUGCACUCUUUUUUCAAAAAAUAAAAUACAGUAAGCUUGUG